AUCUGCGGUCACACUGGUUGUGUAUUGUGUUCAUAAAUUGUGUUUUCUUUUUUAUAAAAACCAAAAAUUUAAAAAUGGGUCGUGCUGAGGCUGGUACGCCCAAGUACCUCGCCAAUAAAAUGAAGGCGAAGGGCUUGCAGAAGUUGCGAUGGUAUUGCCAAAUGUGCGAAAAGCAGUGCCGCGACGAGAACGGCUUCAAAUGCCACACCAUGAGCGAGUCGCAUCAGCGGCAACUCUUGCUGUUUGCAGACUCGCCUGGAAAGUUUCUACACAACUUCUCGAAAGAGUUCUCCGAUGGUUACCUGGAGCUGUUGCGCCGGCGGUUCGGCACGAAGCGUACCAAUGCCAACAAGAUAUACCAGGAGUACAUUGCUCACAAGGAACACAUCCACAUGAAUGCAACCCGCUGGUUAACACUCUCCGAUUAUGUCAAGUGGCUGGGAAGGACUGGCCAGGUUGUAGCGGACGAGACGGAAAAAGGAUGGUUUGUCUCAUACAUUGAUCGCAGCCCCGAGGCUAUGGAGCGCCAGGCAAAAGCCGAACGCAAGGAAAAGAUGGAAAAGGACGACGAGGAGCGAAUGACUGAUUUUAUUGAAAAACAAAUCAAAAAGGCAAAGUCUAAGGACGAUGGCGACGACAGUGGGCAGGAAAAGUAUACCGAGCUUGUACGGGAAGAGGCCGAGCCGCUUAAAUUGGACAUCCGAUUAGAGAAAAAGUUCCAGCCCGAAUCUAUCUUGGGCAAAUCGGCGCUAUUGGCAAAGCGACCAAACUCUGAGAUUGACGAAAAAGUCUUCAAGAAGCCCAGGUCGAUGUUGGUGGAAAAAGGCGGUUCCCAUUCCAAAUCAGCGCUGGAUGAGAUCAUCCAACAGGAGGAAGCGAAAAAAGAACGCGCCAACCGCAAGGAUUAUUGGCUGCACAAGAACAUUGUGGUGAAAUUCAUCUCAAAGUCCAUGGGCGACAAGUUUUUCAAGCAAAAAGCGGUUGUGCAGGAACUAGUCGAUAAAUAUCAGGCGAAAAUCAAAUUCCUUGAUACGGGCGAAAAGCUCAAAGUGGAUCAGGCGCACUUGGAGACUGUGAUACCAGCCAUGGGCAAAACAGUGUUGGUUGUUAAUGGCGCCUAUCGCGGCUCAGAGGCUCUGCUGAAAAAGCUUGACGAGCGUAAGUUUUCCGUAAGCAUUGAGAUACUCCACGGACCGCUCAAGGGACGAAUAGUCGAUAAUGUACAGUACGAAGAUAUAUCCAAAUUAUAUGACACAUAGCAUAAAAAAGUAGGAUUAUAUGUAAAUAAUUUUAUAAGAUUUAUAGGAAGGAUAUCGUGCCGUUUUUUAAAGAUUACAAGCUAAGAUUACAUUUAUGAAAAUAUACAUGCUCCACCGCACAAAGCAGAGAAUGAAA
Drosophila miranda is the source of this 1395-nucleotide messenger RNA. It is a transcript of the gene kin17, whose product is annotated as DNA/RNA-binding protein KIN17. NCBI's taxonomy places the organism in Eukaryota, Metazoa, Arthropoda, Insecta, Diptera, Drosophilidae. Bases 75 to 1259 code for a protein of 394 amino acids. The record is from RefSeq and is a predicted model, not a curated record. Gene Ontology annotation, cellular component: nucleus. Gene Ontology annotation, molecular function: double-stranded DNA binding. The transcript is spliced from 2 exons. Gene Ontology annotation, biological process: DNA damage response; DNA replication.